GGACGUUCCACGUGCAGCAGCUCUGCAUCGACUAAGUGUUUUAGGACUUUUCAGUGAAGAAUUGCCGCCAAGCACGGAAGCAAAAUGGAAUCGGAAAGUCCUGAGCCAAUGGACGAGAGUGCCGAAUGCAAGCUGGAAAUCGUAGCGGAAGAAAAGUGUCCGCUAGAAUCUUUGGCAACGUUAGGUGUUACCGAUCUAGACCCUCAAAGAGCUUGCACAUCUUCGUUAGCUAGGAAUGGUGAGGCUGCGGAAGCCAUGGCAAUAAAUGUAGACAUUGGCAGCAAGGUAAUGAGCCCCCCCGAUCCUUCGGCGGAUCAGCCACCGUUUAAAAAAUCGGGAAGCGUUCUCGAUGAGGACGAAGGCUACUUCGAUGAGAACCUGCGUAAACGAAACAAAAUUGGGAAGGUUCCUGCGCACAACUUUUCGGCGGUAAAGAGCCCACCGGAUCAACUAGCAACGACCAACGCUAAAUCAUCGCCAGUGGGUUGUACGGCCAAACGUCAAAGCGGUAUUUCGAAUGAGUUUUCGGUUUCCUCUUCGCAAAUUUCCAAAAUCAGACAGUAUUGGCAUGUUGGUGAACAGCAGAUACAGAACAGGCUGGAGGAAAGUUUGAAGCUUGAAUAUUUUCGCUCAAUGUACGGCAAUGAUGAUGCGAGCCAGACUGCUGAAGCGAUGUUACGGAAAGAGUCGCUGCGAAAGGUCAAGGGUAUAAACCGAACGGCUAAACUUGAUCGCAAGUUAACUGAAAAGGCUCUACGUGAGAAAAAUUCGACACAUCGCUUAAGUAAAUUCCGCCGCAAACUGCCAGCAUUCGGCUUGCGGACCGAGAUUCUCGAUAAGAUUAAGCAGAGUCAGGUGAUACUGAUAAAGGGCGAAACGGGAAGUGGAAAGACUACCCAAAUACCGCAGUAUAUUCUAGAGGAUGUCUCAUUACGUGGUGAAGGCAGUAGUUGCCGCAUUCUAUGCACGCAGCCUCGCCGCAUUUCGGCAAUUUCACUUGCGAAGCGUGUGGCGGAGGAGCGUUGCGAACCGAUCGGUCAAUCGGUAGGCUACCAGGUACGGCUAAAUGCGGUCAAACCCCGGAACCAGGGAGGAAGCAUCAUGUUCUGCACCACCGGUAUAGUACUGGCAUUCAUGCUAUCUGAUCCUUUGCUGCGCGAAUACUCACAUCUCGUGCUGGACGAGAUACACGAGCGAGAUGUCAUCACGGAUUUGCUGUUGGCCAUCAUACGGAUGGUGCUACCCUAUCGGAAGGAUCUAAGGGCCAUUCUAAUGAGUGCGACAUUAACAGCGGAAACCUUCUCAGCGUACUUCAACAAUUGCCCGAUGGUUGAAAUCCGUGGCAUAACCUUUCCAGUCCGCGAGUACUAUCUAGAGGAUAUACUACUCGAGCUAAAUGAUGACACAUUUGAUGUGCUAAAGAUGAAUCCCGCAGAUGUUGUUGAAUACUUUCAUAUGAUAUCGCGCUAUUUACCAGAGAUAGAAAACAAAUAUCCCAAAAAAGUUCUCAAUGCCUUGCGACGCCCGGAGACGGAAUGCAAGCAGCAUACCCUGUUGGUCAACCUGUUGCACCACAUUUCAAGCUCGCAGCCUGAGGGGGCUAUUUUGGUAUUCCUUCCAACUAUAGAUCAAAUCACCAUGAUUCACCACAUGAUCUAUGAGCACCCCAUGCUGAAGGAAAUCGAUUUGGUCGUCCAUAUGUUGCACUCCAAACUUUCGGGCAAGGAGCAACGGCAGGUGUUUGUAAAGCCACCGCACGGUACACGGAAGAUUAUCCUGGCCACCAACAUUGCCGAAUCGUCCAUCACAAUCGAUGAUGUGGUGUAUGUCAUCAAUACAGGACGUCAUAUGAUUAAUGUAAUGCUCGGCAACACCUGUGGGCUGGUGGAACAAUGGAUCUCGAAGUCGAAUGAAGUUCAACGGAAAGGUCGUGCCGGACGCGUCCAGGAAGGCAUCUGCUACCAUCUGUACAGCCGCGGAAGGAUGCGCACCUUUCCGGAGAAUGUUCCCCCGGAGAUCUUGCGUAUAGUACUUGAUGAGGUUAUUAUGCAGAUCAAAGUCCUUCGCCUGGGAGCGGUGCGUACGUUCAUGAAUCGGUUGCUGGAUAAACCGUCCGAUGAGGUAAUCGAUACGUCGUUGCACCUGCUUGCACGGAUGAAGGUGAUCGACCAUGAUCAGCACCUAACGCCCCUCGGUUUCCAGCUAGCCCAAUUGCAGAUGCAUCCGACUGUCGGAAAGAUGGUAUUGCUGGGGUGCAUUUUCGGGUGUGUCGAUCCGAUUGCAUCAAUCGCGGCCACACUAUCCUAUAAGGACGCAUUUGUUAAACCCAAGAACAGUAAGGAGGAUGAGAAGGCAAUCGGAAUUCGGAAGUGGUUCUCCGAUGAUACUUCCAGUGACCACAUAAUGCUGGCGAACGUCAUCACCAGAUGGCAAAGUGAACGAAACCCCCAGUGGUUUUGCAAUCGUAACAUGUUGAACCUCGAAACACUGAAACAUCUACAGCAAGAUAAAGAUGUUAUGUGUCAGCAUCUUUACCAGAGACAAAUAGUUGCAUCGGACGAUUGUAAAGCCCCGGUCAACAACGUUAACGCAGCUAAUCAGGAUCUGUUGAACGGAAUCAUAGCCGCAGGACUAUGCACUAACGUAGUCCGUCUAACUAAAAUCAACGGUUUCGCAUAUCGCUGGUGUAUGGACAAAAAACCGGUCAGCUUGGACAAUAUGUCCGUUAAUGCUAAACAAUCUUUUAUGCAGUCACGUUACAUGGUUUACCAACAUCUGCUCAAUUUUAAAACUAACCUUCUAAUCUGUACGACUACUGUGGUGAACCCACUGGCCUUAUUCUUCUUCGGUGACAACACGUGCGCAAAGAAGAAAUCGGCCAAAAGAAUGGAGAUCACAAUUGGUGGUGAAUUUGGCUUUAGUUGUGAUCUCGCAACAUAUCGUUUGAUCGAGGAUUUGCGUCAGGCUUUUGAAGGUCUGCUUACCAGAAAGCUGGCCCUACCAUCUCCCAUCGAUUGGUCUUCGGAGGAUGGAGCAUUGCUACGAGCUAUUGUAGAACUGCUCACAAACAUCGAACAGUAA
Anopheles aquasalis is the source of this 3081-nucleotide messenger RNA. RefSeq names its product ATP-dependent DNA/RNA helicase DHX36-like. Lineage: Eukaryota; Metazoa; Arthropoda; Insecta; Diptera; Culicidae. Gene Ontology annotation, cellular component: nucleus; cytoplasm; intracellular anatomical structure. The record is from RefSeq and is a predicted model, not a curated record. Gene Ontology annotation, molecular function: G-quadruplex RNA binding; ATP binding; RNA helicase activity.